This is a messenger RNA of Perca fluviatilis (European perch), 4638 nucleotides long. RefSeq names its product MAP/microtubule affinity-regulating kinase 2b (gene mark2b). The record is from RefSeq and is a predicted model, not a curated record. Gene Ontology annotation, biological process: protein phosphorylation; intracellular signal transduction; microtubule cytoskeleton organization. Lineage: Eukaryota; Metazoa; Chordata; Actinopteri; Perciformes; Percidae. Gene Ontology annotation, cellular component: cytoplasm. Bases 1188 to 3896 code for a protein of 902 amino acids. The transcript has 20 exons. Gene Ontology annotation, molecular function: protein serine/threonine kinase activity; ATP binding; tau-protein kinase activity.
CUUUCAGUCGUGGUGGUGCAAGCAGCCAUGUUGCCGCGAGCUUGUUCCGGUAUCAGGGCAGGAUCGUGCGCAUAGACUGCAAUCGGGCGCAGCUCUUCGACUCUCUCCCCCUGUCGCCCGUGACACGCACCUCCUUAACAAGAAAACCCCCGUUUACCGAUAAUGGAUUUUACAACUUGAUAAUUCUUUCUUCCGUCGGCUGGUCUUGGGGAUAAUAGCAGUCGGUGUACCGAAGGGGACGAACACUGCAGUGCAGCACUGUUGGACGACCUUAUUCCAAUCACGCAGCACAAGGAAGAGCGCCGGUGAUUUCCGUGGAUUUUGAGUUUUGCGGCUUGCUCUGUGGCCGCAGGAGGAUCAGUAAACUAGCGAGCUUGCUUCGAAAAAAACACUGAAUUAGCUACAUGGGCUAAUACUGGCUAGCGCAACAGAUUAAUUCGUGUUUUUCACCUGCCAUGUGACCAUUUUACAUGGUGCUGCUUUUAUUUUAGGGUACCCUACCCUGGAUAUCUCGCUGUGAACAUUUUGAAUUGUUUUGUGCGAGUUGAAAAGGUCGAGACCUCGCCGGGAAUAACUUUGGCCUGAAAGUUUUGUAGACCCCGGACCUGGUUUCAAACCUGAAAGGAAACAUCUGUGUCACAAAAAAAAGAGAAACAGGCGUCGACACUGCGUUUUUAAAGUCAGACGUAAGUUAGCAACCUUACAGGUUAGCAUGCUAGCCACCUAAUUGAACCUUGACUUGUUCAAUACAACCAUUGCCACAACUUUUCUUCAAGCUAACCCAAGUAGCUAGCUGGCCAAAACGCCCGAGCAUCAGGUUGGUAACUCACUGGUCACCAUCGACACUGAUAAAUGCUAAUUGGGAACUGGAUGUUUUCACACAAAGACCGAAGCUAAAGAAGACGUUUAGCUUUUUCCUGUUUUAUGCUUGUUGACAAACAUGGGACGUACGGUUGCUGCUAGCUAGUUUCUAGCUAGCUGGCUAACUCGGCUAGCCGCUGAUGUGGGAUUCAACUUGUUGAUUCACGGGCUAUCUGUCGUGCUGCUAGCUGGCUAGCACUGGACAUCUGGAACUGGAUUUUCCUCUACCAUCAGCUAGCCAGAUUUUAAAUGCACAAAAGACACUAAAGAAUCGUUUUUGUAUCACUGUUCCUUUCCCCUUUUUGGCAACUUCAAGUCUUUCAAAAAUGUCAACAAGGACCCCACUGGUGCAAGUCAUUGAAAAUUCGACCGGCCAGGAGACUAAGUCAUCCGGUCGCUCCAGCAUGCCGCGAUGUCGGAACUCCGUUGCCACGACCACAACAGAUGACCAGCCGCACAUUGGUAACUAUCGGUUGCUAAAAACCAUUGGCAAAGGCAACUUCGCCAAGGUCAAACUGGCACGACACGUACUCACCGGAAAAGAGGUGGCUGUAAAGAUCAUUGAUAAGACACAGCUCAACUCCUCCAGUUUGCAGAAGCUCUUCCGGGAGGUGAGGAUUAUGAAGAUGUUGAAUCACCCCAACAUAGUCAAGCUCUUUGAGGUGAUAGAGACAGAGAAGACUUUGUACCUGGUAAUGGAGUACGCUAGUGGAGGAGAGGUCUUUGAUUACUUGGUGGCCCAUGGCAGGAUGAAGGAGAAAGAAGCCCGUGCCAAAUUCAGACAGAUUGUGUCAGCGGUGCAGUAUUGCCAUCAGAAGUGUAUAGUACACAGAGACCUCAAGGCAGAGAACCUGCUGCUGGACGCAGACAUGAACAUCAAGAUAGCAGACUUUGGCUUCAGUAAUGAGUUCACUCUGGGGAACAAGCUGGACACGUUCUGUGGCUCUCCACCCUACGCUGCCCCAGAGCUCUUCCAGGGAAAGAAGUACGACGGGCCUGAGGUGGACGUCUGGAGCCUGGGGGUGAUCCUCUACACACUGGUCAGCGGCUCGCUGCCCUUUGAUGGACAGAAUCUCAAGGAACUGAGAGAGCGCGUCCUGCGUGGUAAAUACAGGAUUCCGUUCUACAUGUCCACCGACUGUGAGAACUUGCUCAAAAAGUUCCUCAUUCUGAACCCCUCCAAAAGAGGCAGCCUCGAGCAGAUAAUGAGGGACCGGUGGAUGAAUGUGGGCCACGAGGAGGAAGAGCUUAAACCUUACAUUGAACCCCAGCCAGAUUAUAAGGACCCCAGGCGGACAGACAUCAUGCUGACAAUGGGAUUCUCUCAAGAGGAGAUCCAGGACUCGCUGGUGAACCAGAAGUACAAUGACGUGAUGGCUGCGUACCUGCUAUUGGACUAUAGGAAUUCUGAGCUGGAUGAAGGUGGCAUCAAGCCCCGGCAAGGAAGUGAUGUAAGCAACAUAAACGCUCCCUCCCCGCCUCACAAGGUACAGCGCAGUGUGUCGUCCAACCAGAAGCCUCAGAACCGCAGAGCCACUGACCAGGAAGAGGGGGGUCAAUCAGACAACCGGACUGCAGGGGAGGAUUCUGGGAGGAAAGGUUCAGGCAGCUCCACUACCAAGGUGCCGGCCAGUCCUCUGGUCCCCUCUGACCGCAAGAAGAGUGCCACGCCCUCCACCAAUAGCAUCCUGUCCACUGGUACUAGUCGCAGUCGGAACUCUCCUCUGACUGAGAGAGCCACGCUGGGCCAGGGCAUCCAGAACGGCAAGGACAGUGCCCCUACGCAGCGGGCGCCUGGGGCCUCCCCAUCUGCCCACAACAUCAGCAGCGCUGCCGCGUCAGACCGCACCAACUUCUCCCGAGGGGUGGGCAUCCGCAGCACAUUCCACGCAGGCCAGCAGCGGGGUGCCCGGGACCAGCAGGGCUCCGCCUACCCCGGCGGGCCUGCGUCCCCGUCACUGUCACAUGGCAACAGCCAGGCCCGGAGGACACACGGCGCCACAGGGAUUUUCAGCAAGUUCACAUCCAAGUUUGUACGCAGAAAUCUCUCGUUCAGGUUUCCAAGAAGCUUUUUGUUGAAAUCUUUCUUUUGUGCCUUGAGCCUUAUCUUUUCUCCUCCUUUUUUCUGUGGUUGGCCCCUUUUUUUUGAGCCUUCUGGUUUUGAGUGCCGUGUUCAUUUAUUUUUUACUAACUUCCCCCCUCACCCAGCUGCCCGCUCACUUAACUCAUUCACUCCAUCAUCAUGCGGCACAAUAACACCUCACCCCUCUUCCUCUUUGUCCCUCCAUUGUCUCUCCCACCCACCUCCUCCUUAUCCCUCCUUUUUUUCCUUUUAUUUACCAAGUAGUGUGUGUGAGAGCUCGUAUUCCCCUGUAGCGUCCCAGAUUUCAAUUCUCACACUUCUUCUUUUUCUCUCUUUGCUUAUUUCUUCCUCAUCCUCACGCUUCCUUCUCCCUGCCCCUGCUCUCCCUCUUCCUAUCCUGUUGUCCCAUCUCUUUAUCUGCCCGUUCUUUCUUCUCCUCCUGUCUUCGGCCACCUUUUGUCCUUCUCUUCCACCCUCCCAUCCCUCACCCAGGUCUAUGCUGAGCAGCACAGUGGACAAGUCCGAGAAGACGUCCGGCGGUGUUCUCUCCUCUUCUUCCAACAAUGAUGAGAACAACUCCUCCCCAGGGUCUGGUAACACUGGUGGCACCGGCACCCCUCCUGCCAUCGGCACCCAGAAGGACUCGGCCAAGCCGCGCUCGCUUCGCUUCACCUGGUCCAUGAAGACCACGUCGUCCAUGGAGCCCAUGGAGAUGAUGCGCGAGAUCCGCAAGGUGCUCGACUCCAACAGCUGCGAGUACGAGAUGCGCGAGCGCUACAUGCUGCUGUGCGUGUCGGGCAACCCAGCGCGCGACGACUUCGUCCAGUGGGAGAUGGAGGUGUGCAAGCUGCCGCGGCUCUCCCUCAACGGCGUGCGCUUCAAACGCAUCUCAGGCACGUCCAUCGCCUUCAAGAACAUUGCCUCAAAGAUUGCCAACGAGCUCAAACUGUGAGGGCCGAGGAGCAGCGAGGAGAGAUGAGAUUAAAGGGCGGAGGUGGGCGGGUGAAGGGGGGGUGAUGGUGAGGAGGAGGAGGAUGAUGAUGAUGCUGUAAGCGGGGUUGGGGGCACUGUGGAGGUAAGCUACAGGGCGGGAACACGAUUGUUAUGUGGACAAAGGUCUGAAGUAGGGCUGUUGGUUCUCUGAGACUAGAAAACGUUUCUUUUUCUAGGAGUUCUGUUCCUAAAGUUCACCAGGCCCUGCCAUUAGAAACUCUGAGUCCAUUUCCUCUGAGUUGUGAAGUACUUAUAGACCGAGGUCUUCUCUCUUCCCUGCUGUUUUAUUUGUUUGUUUUUUUUGUCACGUUCUACUAGACGUUCCACUCUUCUGCAUGUCCGAUCUGCUCUCUCUGUUUUUAGUAGUCACACUUUGAUCACUUUGACCACUCAUGUCACAUCUUCCUGCUAUUUAUUCCGUUUUUCUGCACGGUUCUGCUGCCAGGUCUUUUUGGGUAGGAGGGAAACCAGGUUAACAAAAAAUAAAUAAAAAAUAGGGAUGGAUGGAGGACAAAGAGAGAGUGGAGGAAUUGCUACUUUCUCCCUAAAACUCUCAACUAAGUGGUGAUGAUUGACAGAAAGUUCAGAGCCUUUUUUGCUGGAAAACUCAAAGGAGUUUUGAUUACAUUUGUUGUGAUUCUCCUCCAAAACUGAAUGGACUCCAACUGAGCCAGGACUUCUCUCUCUCUCACACACACACA